UUGUCUCCAACUGGUAGCAGGAUUAACCCAGAAGACAGAAGCAAAACACUCGCGCUGCAGCAAGGCCACGCCGAGCCGCUUCAACGAUCCCAACCCGGAGAAGUGUUAGCGAUGCCGCCCGCAAAGAAGGAUGCCGUAGCUGCACGCUCGGCGGCCAUAACAACUCACAUGAACAAGGAUCAUUCUGACGCGGUCAAGGCGCUAGCUCAGUACCAUGCUGGUCUAGAUCGUCUGCCAGAUAAGGCCAAGAUGCUUUCAAUCUCUUCAACGGGGUUAGAGCUCGAGUUCCGACCAAUAGGCCCAUCGCUGCUCACUCUACCACCACUACAGAAGCUAUUCAUCCGAUUCGACAAGCCGCUCAAGGCAGACACCGAAGCGCGACCGAAGAUGAUCGCCAUCUGUCAGGAAGCAGAUGAGAGGAGGCAGAAGAACGCCCCAAUCCUCUACUCUCCUUCAUACGACUUCAUAUUUCCGGCCAUGGUGAUCGGAGCAUGGAUCGUCAUUCGUACGCCCGCAGUGCGGGAUGCAAUCUUGUCCAAAGGCUUCAACGAGUACAUCAUGGCCAAGAUCGGCGGCGAGGAUGGCAUUGAAACGUGCAACUUUGUCAUGAGCAUCCUCGCAAAAGUUCACGCCAUCGAGGCUAUUGCAAUGGCUGUUCUCUGUCUCCGACGGAAAGCGAGCCUACAUGUUGUUGCGCUUUGGAGUAUCAGCACAUUCUUCGCCGGCUUCACCCAGUUCCAGAAGCUAUUCAAGCUCAAUCCACUCCAGCCGGAAUUCAAAAAGGAAAAGUUGCACUGAUCUAAUCAGGAAACGAUGGUGGAGCCGUAUGGGCAUGAUGAUGAAGGGGGAGAGGAAAACAUGUUGUCUAACGAUUGCAUUACCUGCGAUGAGCUGUGUCAGCCCCCUUGCUAUGCUACAGCUAUCUAACAAUACGGUUACAAUUUGAUUACUUCGGCACAUGACUCUGCAACCAGUUGCUGUACGCCCGGAUCUUCGCAUCGCUCACUUUCUCUAACUUGGAUAUCAACGCCUUCGACCCAGGCAAAG
Messenger RNA from Tilletiaria anomala UBC 951, 1047 nucleotides. RefSeq lists its product as uncharacterized. Lineage: Eukaryota; Fungi; Basidiomycota; Exobasidiomycetes; Georgefischeriales; Tilletiariaceae. The transcript is spliced from 2 exons. The record is from RefSeq and is a predicted model, not a curated record. The coding region runs from base 112 to 798 and encodes 228 amino acids.